Sphenostylis stenocarpa is the source of this 510-nucleotide messenger RNA. Lineage: Eukaryota; Viridiplantae; Streptophyta; Magnoliopsida; Fabales; Fabaceae. The record is from the annotation of a GenBank genome assembly.
AUGGAACUGGAAUUGAAGCAACACCGUAGUGGAGAGCUGACUUUGGAAUUUGGACUUAACUGGGAGGAGUGGGUUGGAAAACAAGUCCUAGUGAAAGGACAUAUUUAUAGGAAGCAAGGGAAUGUGCAGCCAUCACGGGUUGUCCACGGUGGAUUUUGUAUUGCUUGCACGUCUUUUAAAACUUACAUCUUCGGAGAUGUGGGAGAAUGUGAUGAGAUGAAUGAGGUAGUGGACUGUGGAAGAAGAAACAUUGGUGGAUCUAAAGAGGGGAUACGACCAAGCUUAGCCGCCGGGAAGGGGGGGACAGCGAAACAAGGAGGUGUUGACUUGGAGUGGUCCUACGCGGGGAUAGCUCUUGGUGUCUCCUUCGCGCGUACUGUUGAAAGGAAAUUGAUGAACAAUAGCACAGAUUUUAAACGUGUUCAGAACAGCAACAUCGGUUCCUCCUGUCGGUGUAGUCGCAGUAGUAGUGCUCGCUCAAGGGUUAUCAAAAGUGUUACAGUCACAUGA